UUCGCGCGCGGAGAAGCGGCCUCGGCCGGGCUCGCUCGAGUGGCCCUGCGGGCCUCAGCCCCGGAAGAGCAUCCUCGCUCGCCCUCGUCUUCCUGCCCGCCUGGCUGGGCCUCCGUGGCCUUUGCCAUCUCCGCGAUCCGUGAGGGCGCCGACCCACCUUGCCGAGGCGCAGGCGCGGCCUUACCAGUAGCUCGGAUCCCUCGGCGCCCACGAGGCUCAGAAACGUGGGAAAAGGAAGCAUCCUGUCAAUUGGUAAGCCACCUGCUGCCAUCAUGCCCAAGAGAAAGGUCAAAGGAGAUGCUAAAGGUGAUAAAGUCAAGGUGAAGGAUGAGCCACAGAGGAGAUCAGCAAGGUUGUCUGCUAAGCCUGCCCCUCCCAAACCAGAGCCCAGGCCUAAAAAGGCUCCUGCAAAGAAAGGAGAAAAGCUGCCUAAAGGGAGAAAGGGGAAAGCAGAUGCUGGCAAAGAUGGGAACAACCCUGCAAAAACCCAAGAGGCGUCCACAGUCCAGUCACAGAAAGCAGAAGGCACUGGGGAUGCCAAGUGAAGUGUAUAUUUUUGAUAGCUUUGUACUUAGUAACUCUACCAUUGAAAUACUGUUGUCAUUUUAAAAAAUUUUAUAAAAAAGUUAAAUUUUGGGUUUUUUUCAAAUUUAUGUUAUUAGUACACAGAACACUUUGUUGUUGUCUUUUGUGGAAAGGGAAAACACCACUAAUAAAGUGUGUCUCAGAAGCUGAACUGAAAUGAGAGAAACUAGAAUUUCCUAUCUUGGUCUUUGAAGAUUGUCCUCAGUUCCUGGGAAAGAGUCUCUUAAGAGUCUCUCAUUUUAGCCAUUGACAAAUAAGCCUUACAGUGUGGGGGGCAGAACUUGACUUUUCUUUCAUUCCAUGAGCAUAGGUCAUACCUGCAUUGAGCCGGCAGUCUUGAUGUGGCCUUGGCACCCCUGAAAUCAGCCGUGUUAGGAACAACACUCAAGCUUUCUAAU
Messenger RNA from Dipodomys spectabilis (banner-tailed kangaroo rat), 983 nucleotides. It is a transcript of the gene Hmgn4, whose product is annotated as high mobility group nucleosomal binding domain 4. The record is from RefSeq and is a predicted model, not a curated record. The coding region runs from base 273 to 545 and encodes 90 amino acids. Gene Ontology annotation, biological process: chromatin organization. NCBI's taxonomy places the organism in Eukaryota, Metazoa, Chordata, Mammalia, Rodentia, Heteromyidae. Gene Ontology annotation, cellular component: chromatin; nucleus. Gene Ontology annotation, molecular function: nucleosomal DNA binding. The transcript is spliced from 2 exons.